This is a messenger RNA of Aspergillus tanneri, 711 nucleotides long. It is a transcript of the gene gisB, whose product is annotated as putative zinc knuckle nucleic acid binding protein. The transcript is spliced from 7 exons. Gene Ontology annotation, biological process: positive regulation of cytoplasmic translation. The record is from RefSeq and is a predicted model, not a curated record. Lineage: Eukaryota; Fungi; Ascomycota; Eurotiomycetes; Eurotiales; Aspergillaceae. Bases 1 to 711 code for a protein of 236 amino acids. Gene Ontology annotation, cellular component: cytoplasm. Gene Ontology annotation, molecular function: translation regulator activity; zinc ion binding; single-stranded RNA binding.
AUGUUGUUAUCUCGACGUGCGUGCUACAAGUGUGGCAACAUCGGCCACUAUGCUGAGGUCUGCUCCUCGUCAGAGCGUCUCUGUUACAACUGCAAGCAGCCUGGACACGAAUCCAGCAGCUGCCCGCGUCCCCGUACCACCGAAACCAAGCAAUGCUACAAUUGCCAGGGACUCGGCCACGUCCAGGCGGAUUGUCCCACGCUCCGUCUGAACGGUGCUAACGGCCGUUGCUACAACUGCAGCCAGCCCGGCCACCUUGCUCGCAAUUGCCCUGCUCCUGCUUCCGGUGCUGGUCGUGGCGUUGGUGCUCCUCGUGGGGGUUUCAACGGCGGAUUCCGCGGCGGGUACGGAGGUUAUCCUCGUGCUGCAACCUGCUACAAGUGCGGUGGUCCCAACCAUUUCGCUCGUGACUGCCAAGCCCAAGCUAUGAAGUGCUAUGCUUGUGGCAAGCUUGGCCAUAUCUCUCGUGACUGCACUGCUCCGAACGGUGGUCCCUUGAGCUCUACUGGCAAGGUCUGCUACAAGUGCGCCCAGGCCGGCCAUAUCUCUCGGGAUUGCCCUAACAAUGAGACCGCGACUCAGCAGCCCACCGAGUCCAGUGCUACUGCCACGGCCGCUCCUGCCGCUGCUACUGCCGCCGCCGUCACCGUCGAGGCCAGCUCUGAGUCAGCUCCUGUUGCUGCUGCCGCCCCUACCACUGCUGUAGCAUAA